CAGCAGGCAGUAGUACCACAUCACUCCUCCAUAAAUAAAUACACACAUACAUACACAUAUAAUUUUGCUGUAUGUAUCUACAAGAUAUACAUACAUAUACCCAUCUCCUCCUCCUCUUCUCCACCACCACCACUUCCACCUCCUCUCUCUCUCUCUCCAUAGCCCAGUGAUUGAAGGCUUCGACAUUGACGUCUUUUACUUCAUCGAAGGUUUCUCGAUCCAUUCCAUUGUGUUUGACACUAUGGCAUCCAGUCUUGGCAAAUCGGGUAAAAUGAAAAGGAUGGAGUCGAAGAAGUCGCACUCGUGGUGGUGGGAUAGCCACAUUACUCCGAAGAACAACAAGUGGCUUCAAGAGAAUCUCGAAGAAAUGGACGAUCUCGUCAAAAGGAUGUUAAAACUGAUCGAAGAAGAUGCUGAUUCCUUUGCCAAGAAGGCGGAACUGUACUUCAAGAAGAGACCAGAGUUGGUCACUCUCGUCGAGGAGUUCUAUCGGAUGUAUCGAGCAUUGGCCGAGCGGUACGAUCUCGUGAGCGGCGAGUUGCGGAAAACCAUUCCCGCAGAUCUUCAGUCCCAAAGCUCGGGGGUAUCGGACGCGGCAUCUGAGCCACUUCCUACUACCCAAUCUCCCGAGCAAAGGCCACGUCGAAGUAAAUCAGGGCCUCGAGCUGCCGGGUUUGAUGUUUUCCUUGGAAAUGGCUCCGAGGCGAACAACAAAGAAGAAGAAGAAGAAGAAGACAAUGGAUCGGUUAUAGACUCGGAUUCAGACUCGGAAUCGGACGAUUCGUCGACUAACGACAGCUCGAAGAGCGACGGGAAUGAAAACGAGCUUCAAAGGAGGGUCGAGCAACUCGAGGCCGAACUGGAGGAAUGGAAACAGAAGGCUAAGAUUAACCAGGAUGAGACAUGCGAAAGCUGUAAGGAGUACAAAGGCGAAAACAUCGAGCUUUCAAACAAGAUAGCAUCGUACGAGGAGGAACUAGGAGUUGCGAAAGGGAAAAUCCAACGAUCCGAGGAAGAAAUUGCUCAUCUAUCAGCCGAGCUUCAAAAGUAUGCAAUGUCCGAAGUAUUUGUCACAAGGGCCGAAUAUGCAGAUUCGACGCAGAAAAGCCGAGCUGUCGAGGAAGAGCUUAGUGCCACAAAGGAGAAACUUCUUGCAUCGGAAACAAAAGUCGAAAGCUUAAGACAGGAACUUACGAACAUGGAGGAAAACCUUAAAUCUGCCGAGGCUGAGGUUUCCGUCUGGAAAGACAAGCUCGAAAGAGAGAUCGGAGAGGUUUCAAAGCUACACGACCGGGUAGAGAGCUACAAAACAAACCUAGCAGACCGGGAUCAAGAAAUAAGUAUGUUAAGAGAGGCAAUGUCGAACGCUAACAAAAGCUUGUCUGAAGAAAACGAGCAACUUAAGGAAGAAAUCGCUAGAAUGACGAAAGAACGGACUUACCUGGAGGAUAAUCUAAAGGAGUUUGAUAUACGAUGUCAAUCCGCUGUGGCUGCAAAAGUCGAGACAGAGGUCACGAGCAGAGAUAAAAUCGAGCAGUUAAAAACCGAAGUAAAGGAUAGAGAUAACCGCAUAGAAGAAGUAAAGCAAAUGCUCGAUGAAUUGACAGCUGCAAAAGGCGAACUAAACGUGACAAUUACAGUGCUUAGUGCAGAGAUCAAACAAAAGGACGAUAACAUUACCCAAAUGGGCAGCCAUUUGCAUCAGCUGCAUAUGCAGCAUGUCGAGCUAAUAGCAGCAGCUGAGAAGGCGCGAAAACACGCAGACGAGCUGCAGGGAAAAGUUAAAGAACUCGAAACAGAGGUGAAGAUCAAACAAGAAGUAAUCAAUGAAGUAGCAGAGAGAAAGCGAGAAGCAAUAAGGCAGCUUUGCUUCUCGCUAGAGCAUUACCGGAGCGGUUAUCAUGAGCUCCGGCGGGCCGUUGUCGCACACAAGCGCCCGGCUGUAAUCGCCGCCUAAAGUAAUUUUCUUACCUGUGCUGCAGAUCUUAUUAUAUAAUACUGUUUUCCGCUAUGUAGUAAUUUAGCAUCCGAACUAGAAAAUAAAAGGGCAUUUUAUUUA
This is a messenger RNA of Andrographis paniculata, 2059 nucleotides long. Its product is annotated as protein NETWORKED 4B-like. The record is from RefSeq and is a predicted model, not a curated record. NCBI's taxonomy places the organism in Eukaryota, Viridiplantae, Streptophyta, Magnoliopsida, Lamiales, Acanthaceae. The transcript is spliced from 4 exons. Gene Ontology annotation, molecular function: actin binding. Gene Ontology annotation, cellular component: vacuolar membrane. Bases 242 to 1957 code for a protein of 571 amino acids.